AUGGUCAUUGGUUCCUUGUGUCUUUGUUUUGCAUCGACUACGACUGGUCUCAAAACUGAGACUGAGGUGGACACAAGUGAAAAUGAGGUGGUUUCCCCAGACUUCACCAACAGGAACCCUCGGAACUUGGAGCAGUUGGCCCUGGCUAGGAAGGAACGAGGCUGGAAGACAACGUGGCCAAAGCGUGAGUUCUGGCAUAGAUUACGGCUUGAGCGGACGCAGCAUUAUGUAGAAGCCUUCGUUGAGCGCUGUAAUGGGGAUGUCGUGGUAUCUGCCUCUACCCGAGAGUGGGCCAUAAAGAGACACCUUUACAGUCCCAAGGGAGUAACAGCAUGCAAAAACCUCGGCCGCGUAAUGGCACAGCGCUGUUUGGAGGCUGGAAUCAACUUCGUGAACUUUAAAGCUGUUAUCCCCUGGGAAUAUCGUUGUGACUCGAUUCAGGAAUUUGAAAAAGCUAUGGAGGAGGGUGGUGUCGUUCUGCGUGAGCCACGAAGAAUCUAUGAGUAAAAUGGAGACUGUUGGGAGCAUUUUCCAAGGAACAGUAAUCACUUCUUAAGGCAGGUGUACCAGCACAGUGACAGUCCAGAGCUGGAAAAAGUUGGAACAUGGCAUCUUAUAAUAAAAUAUUUUU
Egretta garzetta (little egret) is the source of this 631-nucleotide messenger RNA. RefSeq names its product mitochondrial ribosomal protein L18 (gene MRPL18). The record is from RefSeq and is a predicted model, not a curated record. Gene Ontology annotation, biological process: translation. Gene Ontology annotation, molecular function: structural constituent of ribosome; 5S rRNA binding. The transcript has 4 exons. The coding region runs from base 1 to 507 and encodes 168 amino acids. Gene Ontology annotation, cellular component: ribosome; mitochondrion. Lineage: Eukaryota; Metazoa; Chordata; Aves; Pelecaniformes; Ardeidae.